AGUUCAGAUUUAUGGCCCAAAUGUAAAGAUCUAGCUUUUAAGCAAGUAUCAGUUCUUGCGAAGCAGCUGAGCCCGUUUGUGUUAAGUGUUCUUUUGAAGUUCAGAGAAGCCACGUUUCACCCAUGUUUGGUCGGAGCACCCCGGAAAUGAAAGUGGCUAAGGUAAUCUUACUUGGAGCAGACAACGCUGGAAAAACAACUCUCAUUAUUCGAUGGAACGCUGGAAACUUUGAAAAAAACACCUACACUACUAUCGGAGCGGCCUAUACAGCGAAAAUGGUCUCAUUCUCAGAAGAGGAAAAAAUCCAACUGAACGUAUGGGACACCUCUGGAGCCGAGCGGUUUGAUUCCUUGACUAAGCUUUACUACCGAGAUGCUCAGGUAGCUAUCCUAUGCUACGAGACAGUAUCCUUGCAGUCAUUCGACCGAGCCAUGUUCUGGGCGGACAGAUUGAGGCAGAAUGAACCCUCCUGCAGAGUAUUUCUAGUCGCCACUAAAAUAGAUUUACUUGAAUGUGACGGAAUCGUUGAAGAGGUAUCUGAGCAAGAAGCCCUAACUUUUAAACAGAAGAUAGGGGCGAGAGGACCGUACAGAAUAAGCAGCAAGACUGGGGAGGGAAUACCAGAACUGUUCGACGCAAUAGCACUUCACUGCUUAACAGGGACAUGUCCCCCAAGCACGGUUAGACUCAGUUCCAUAUCUCUUCAUGACGAGGACAAGGAGGACGAGUGCUUUAGUUGCAAUGACUGAUCCUGCCGAGGAGGGGGCUGCGAAACUAGCUGUUUCUUUAGCCGUGUUUUUGUUAUGAUUGUUCAGUUGAGAUGUUUAAAUGUUCAC
Messenger RNA from Bolinopsis microptera, 836 nucleotides. RefSeq names its product ras-related protein Rab-24-like. The record is from RefSeq and is a predicted model, not a curated record. Gene Ontology annotation, molecular function: GTP binding; GTPase activity. NCBI's taxonomy places the organism in Eukaryota, Metazoa, Ctenophora, Tentaculata, Lobata, Bolinopsidae. The transcript has 4 exons. Bases 123 to 749 code for a protein of 208 amino acids. Gene Ontology annotation, cellular component: endocytic vesicle; endosome; endomembrane system. Gene Ontology annotation, biological process: intracellular protein transport.